Messenger RNA from Plutella xylostella (diamondback moth), 971 nucleotides. It is a transcript of the gene RpII33, whose product is annotated as RNA polymerase III subunit RpII33. Gene Ontology annotation, cellular component: RNA polymerase II, core complex. Gene Ontology annotation, biological process: transcription by RNA polymerase II. NCBI's taxonomy places the organism in Eukaryota, Metazoa, Arthropoda, Insecta, Lepidoptera, Plutellidae. The record is from RefSeq and is a predicted model, not a curated record. Gene Ontology annotation, molecular function: protein dimerization activity; DNA binding.
UUAUUUUUUGUUGUGAAAUUACCGAAAAAUUUUGAUAAAAAUCCAGUUUAAUUGAGUUUAAUUUGGUAUUCCCAGUAUUAUUAUUGUCCGAAUCGAUAAAUAAAGUGCAACUAUGCCUUACGCAAAUCAGCCCUCUGUGCAUAUUACGGAACUAACCGACGAAAACGUUAAGUUUGUCGUCGAAGACACCGAACUUAGCGUCGCUAAUAGUAUGCGACGUGUGUUUAUUGCUGAAACACCAACGAUGGCUAUUGACUGGGUACAACUGGAAGCCAAUUCGACCGUUCUUAGUGACGAGUUUCUGGCACAUCGAAUAGGUCUCAUUCCUCUCAUAUCUGACGACGUCGUUGACAAAAUUCGCUACUCGAGAGACUGUAUGUGCGCCGACUUCUGUUCCGAAUGCAGUGUUGAGUUCACGCUCGACGUGAAGUGCACGGACGAGCAGACGCGGCACGUGACGACGGCGGACCUGAAGUCGAGCGACCCGCGCGUGGUGCCGGUCACCUCGCGACACCGCGACGAGGACCAGGCCGACUAUGGGGAGACCGACGAGAUCCUCAUCAUCAAGCUGCGUAAAGGACAAGAGCUCAAGUUGCGAGCUUACGCCAAGAAAGGUUUCGGAAAGGAGCAUGCCAAAUGGAAUCCUACAGCUGGAGUUUGCUUUGAAUAUGACCCUGACAACAUAAUGAGACACACCCUGUUCCCUAAACCAGAUGAAUGGCCAAAGAGUGAGCACACUGAGCUAGAUGAAGACCAGUAUGAGGCAGAAUUCAAUUGGGAAGCAAAACCGAAUAAAUUCUUCUACAAUGUGGAAUCUGCGGGGGCGCUGAAACCAGAGAAUAUUGUGUGUAUGGGGAUUGUUGUGUUGAAAAAUAAACUGUUGAAUUUACAGGUUCAACUGGCUCAAGAAGCCCAGAAUGAUGCAUUAGCUAUUAAUUAAUUUAAGAAUAACAUACAAUAAAGUCUUCAAA